AGCUUCAUUCUGUACCAGCUCCAGAAAUUCCCCCUCGUACACCGCACACCACACUCCCAACUCCCACCGACAUAAUUUUGCCAAUCGGCCUCAAAUUAUCAUUAUGGCGCCCAAUAUGUCUCUUUUCUCCGUCAAUGCCAUCAUAAUCCUCAAUGCCGAAGAUGGCUCGCGAGUAUUCACCAAAUACUACGCACCACCCCACCACAACUCUUCUUCUCCAGCAGCACCAUACCCCGAUCAAAAAUCGCAAAAAGCAUUCGAGAAAGGCCUCCUCGAAAAGACCCAAAAGCAAAACGCUGAUAUCAUCCUCUACGACAAUCGCAUUGUAUUAUAUAAGAGCGAGAGCGAUGUUAUGAUGUAUGUUGUUGGAGGAGUGGAUGAGAAUGAGAUUAUGCUUUACAAUGUUAUUUUGGCUUUGAGGGAUUCUUUGCAUCUGCUAUUCAAACAAUCUGUAGACAAACGGACUAUAAUCGAGAACUACGACCUCCUUUCUCUGGCAGUUGAUGAGAUGGUUGACGAUGGUAUUAUUCUCGAAACAGACCCCACGAUUAUCGUCCAAAGAGUCAGCAAGGCGCCUACGCAAGAUGUGGCACAAUUGAAGGGUAUUGAUUUGAGCGAGCAAGGCAUGAACAAUUUGGCACAAUUCGGAAAGGCCAAGUUAGGAGAUUGGUUGAGGCAGGGUCUGUGAAGGGCAUGGAGAAAGAAGAUCAUGUCAUUGCGGAUGGGCAACAUUACAUUUGGUUGGGAGCCAUAAAAGGAGUUUAGAUUGUACUGGAGUUGGGGCAUAUCAAAUUCCCAGGCAUAGGAAUAGUGAAAUCA
This is a messenger RNA of Botrytis cinerea B05.10, 819 nucleotides long. It is a transcript of the gene Bcret3, whose product is annotated as Bcret3. Gene Ontology annotation, biological process: retrograde vesicle-mediated transport, Golgi to endoplasmic reticulum; intracellular protein transport; intra-Golgi vesicle-mediated transport. NCBI's taxonomy places the organism in Eukaryota, Fungi, Ascomycota, Leotiomycetes, Helotiales, Sclerotiniaceae. Bases 104 to 688 code for a protein of 194 amino acids. Gene Ontology annotation, cellular component: COPI vesicle coat. The record is from RefSeq and is a predicted model, not a curated record. The transcript is spliced from 3 exons.